UUCGAUUAUUUUGCAGCUCUAUAAUCUAAACAACAAACACGUGAAAAUUAAUAUAGAAAGAUUGUAAAAUUAAUAAAAUAAAUAUGUUUCGAAUGCCACCACAAAUCGAUGCUGCUGAGGAGAAAAAACGAACCCAAGCAGAUGUGCGUAACAAUUUUGUUUUUUUUACAGUAUUAUGUGCUGCUAUCCGAAUUGCUCCUUUUGUCUUAGGUAAAAUAAGAGCAUAACGUUUCUUUCGAAGAAAUAUGGUUUUGGAACAUCAAGGACAUUUAUAUUUGUCGUUUAAGGAAUGAAAUCUGCUAAAUCGAGACGUUAUCAUAAUAAAUCUUAAUGUUAGAUCAAUAAAUAAUUUUGUCGAAAAGUUGUCAUGACUCGUUGCCUCUGCAUUUUUCAAAUAAAUUCCGUAACGACAUUCAAUGUAAAAUAUUUAAUCCUGCGAAACCUGAAAGAGAAAAUUGUGCAAAAAGAAUUAGAUGUUUAUCAGAUACGUUAAUUACACAUUAAGGACUUAUGUGUUUUGUUGUUGUAGUGGUUAUAUAGAAAUUAUGCUGUAAAACUAGUCUAACAGGGAGCCCAAGAAACGUGCUGUUAUUUUAGCGGCAGAACACAUUCCUGACGUAAUUUACAAUAAAAAGAAUUCAACAACUAUUGAAUUUCAA
Bactrocera latifrons is the source of this 659-nucleotide messenger RNA. RefSeq lists its product as uncharacterized. The transcript is spliced from 2 exons. Bases 84 to 227 code for a protein of 47 amino acids. Lineage: Eukaryota; Metazoa; Arthropoda; Insecta; Diptera; Tephritidae. The record is from RefSeq and is a predicted model, not a curated record.